AUGGCAGAUGCACAAUCGACUACCCCCACAGACACAAGCAAACCGCCAUUAACGAAGCCACCUUUGCCACCCCUCAAUUUGCAAUUUCCUUAUGGAGCUCAACCGGAUAUAAUUCGUGCAAACCAGAAAGAUGUUUACUAUCAAACAAUUUUACAAGAGCAAAUGACUCGAGUGGCUCAACAAUUUUUCGGUACUCGCCGACAGCAUCUGUGGCAAAAAGAGAUCAACACAAUCUCUGAUUUUUGUUACUAUGCGUUGACAACUUUGCUCGGCACACAAACACUUGGAGAAGAGUAUUGUGAAUUAGUUCAAAUUAGCGAUAGUAGUCAGACUUAUCCUCGCUUUUUUCGACGGUUUUCACUUGUAUUUAUUCAAACCUUAUUACCAUACAUUUAUACCCGCAGUAUUGCUGAGAUCAAGAAAAGGUCUCGGCAACAACAGCAGCAGCAGCAGCACGUUGUUGAUCCAGCAAAGACAUUUUCAGUAAGGCAGAGAGUUACUCAAUUUGUCAGAACCCAUAUGAAUUCCAUACAAGAAUUUUUUGUAAAGAACGUUCGGCCUGUGCAUUUGGCUAUCUUCUACUUCUUCGGAGCCUAUUAUAGUUUCUCAAAACGAUUCACAGGCAUCCGUUAUAUAUUCACCCGUCGAUUAGGAGCCCAUGAACAACGCGUGGGUUACGAGGUCUUGGGCGUUCUGAUCACGCUUCAGUUACUAAUUCAGGGUUUUAUAGCUGCCCGAAAACGUAUUCAAGCUGUACAGCGAGAAAAAGAACAAAUGAAAGCCUUACUUGAAGAUGCUGAAAAUCUUGAAAAAGAGAAGGCAGCACAAAAAGACGAGCUUGAGAUUGUUGAUGAAGAUGAUUUCGAUUUCAUGGACUCAAUUGAUGAAAAGGCUGCGCAAGAAGAAGAAGAAGAAGAAGAAAAAGAAGAAGAAUUAAGCUACGAACAGAUGCAAUUGUUGAAAUGUGCGCUUUGCUUAGAACAGCGUACAGUUACAACAACAACACCCUGUGGUCAUUUAUUUUGUUGGAACUGUAUCAUAGAAUGGUGUCAAAAUAAGCCGGAAUGUCCGUUAUGCCGCAGCAGUGUCAAUAUAUCUCAUCUGGUUCCUUUAAACAAUUUCUAG
Mycotypha africana is the source of this 1125-nucleotide messenger RNA. RefSeq names its product Pex12 amino terminal region-domain-containing protein. Lineage: Eukaryota; Fungi; Mucoromycota; Mucoromycetes; Mucorales; Mycotyphaceae. Bases 1 to 1125 code for a protein of 374 amino acids. Gene Ontology annotation, biological process: protein import into peroxisome matrix. Gene Ontology annotation, cellular component: peroxisomal membrane. The transcript is spliced from 5 exons. Gene Ontology annotation, molecular function: zinc ion binding. The record is from RefSeq and is a predicted model, not a curated record.